This is a messenger RNA of Tigriopus californicus, 4100 nucleotides long. RefSeq names its product xanthine dehydrogenase/oxidase-like. Bases 121 to 3999 code for a protein of 1292 amino acids. The transcript has a single exon. Lineage: Eukaryota; Metazoa; Arthropoda; Copepoda; Harpacticoida; Harpacticidae. The record is from RefSeq and is a predicted model, not a curated record. Gene Ontology annotation, molecular function: oxidoreductase activity; 2 iron, 2 sulfur cluster binding; FAD binding.
CAUCCCACAAGUACGAUAUAACCGGGAGCUAGUGUUUUGACUUAUAAGUUGACUCAAGCCACAGCAUACGCUUGUCAAACAAAACAAGCAAACAGAUAUCAGUCUGUCUAGGUCCUUGAAAUGGAAGUGUCUCACGAAGUUCGCUUCCUUGUGAACCAAAAAAAGCAAGUUGUGAAAAAUGCAACUCCCGAGCUAACUUUAAGCUCAUAUCUACGAAAAGUUCUACAUUUAACCGGGACCAAGAUUGGUUGUAAUGAAGGUGGGUGUGGUUCUUGCACGGUCACUUGUUCCGAGGUCAAUCCCAGCUCCGGCCAGGUGGAGCACAAAGCCAUCAAUGCCUGCUUGACCAAAGUGAUCGGACUACAAGGGAAGGCAAUAACCACUGUGGAGGGUUUGGGCUCGGCCAAGGAUCCUCAUCCCAUCCAAGAUCGGAUUCACAAGUUCCAUGGAUCCCAAUGUGGAUUUUGCACUCCAGGAAUGGUCAUGUCCAUGCAUGCCAAGUUGAGAGAAGGGGAUGUGACGGACAUUGAGGAUAUUCAAAAAUGUCUCCAAGGAAACCUCUGUCGUUGCACGGGCUAUCGACCCAUCUUGGAAGGAUUCGACACCUUUUGUUCCCACCAAACCAAAGUAGAUUUGAGUUGUGAGGAAUAUGAGGACGUCUUGGACUUGAGCACCAAUGAUUACAAGGCAUAUUCUACAAAAUGUGAUCCUGUAAUCACCGCUGAUGAGUUGCUUGAUCUCAAGCAGGGUCUUCAGUUUGUUGACAACAAGGUAACUUAUUACACCCCUUCCUCUUUGGACGAAUUGAAGCGCCUGCAGAAAACUCUUGGCAAUAUCCGCAUUAUUGCUGGGGGAACUGGCUACUAUCAUGUCAAAUGCCAAUAUCCACCUGCAAUCCCAACCAUCAACAUAAACAAUAUUCCUGAGUUACAUGAAUAUUCUCUUGCAAAUAACACCCUUGAGAUUGGUUCUGCCACAACAUUAAGCCAAUUUGAAGCUAUUCUAAAAAAAGAACCGACCUCUCCGAUUUCUGCGGUUUUUCUUAUCUCGCUGAGAAAGUUGGCUAGUCCCCAGAUCAGAAAUGUAGCCACUUUAGGUGGGUCAAUUCUUUGGGGUCAUCCGUCGUCUGAUCUCAUGCCUAUUUACAUGGGGUUGGGAUGCAGCAUUUUGGUUCAAACCAUGGAUGAGAGUCAAACUGUGUUGCUAAAGCCCGGAUUCUCCAAGUGCUCCAUUCCUGAAAAUGGCAUCAUCACAAAGAUCAUGAUUCCACUCCUGGACGACACUCAUGUGAUUCGUUACUAUCGACAAUCCAAAAGACAAGAGUUUGAUUUGGCUUUUGCCACAGCUUGCUUCACAGCAUCAAAGGAUGGAACAACUUUGACAGAUGUGAAGAUUGUUGUUGGUGGAUCAGAAAAUUUGGUCCCCAUUGCUAAAUACCCUGAAAUUGUGGAGGCUAAAACUUUGGCAAAUGUUAUAAAGCUAAAAGGAAGCUUGGCCACCAAUGAUGAAUGUCUUGAAGCAAUUCAAGCUGAUGUUCCAGUGAGUCCUAAUGCUCCAGGUUCACAACACAUUCUCCGAAUUAGCUGUAUUUUAGAAUUCACAAGGUUGUUUCUUGAACAACUCGGCGGAGUUGCUCGGAACCAGGAUAUUGCUCAGGAACGCCAAAGAAGCAAGUUGGUAUACAACAAACCAUGCCAAGAUGAAGUGGCCAUCACUAAACCCAUUGCUCACAUGUGGGGAGCUGAGCAAAGUUGUGGCUCUGCUGUCUACAUUGAUGAUAUCACACCACUUCAAGAUGAAAUGCAAGUAGUACUUGUUCAAAGCACAAGAGCUCAUGCCCUGAUCAAGAAAAUAGAUUUUGAGGCCUCCUUGAGAGUUCCUGGAGUGAUGGGUGUUAUAUCUGGAGCGGAUGUGGAACAGAAAAGAAAGCUUUGGGGUUUGAUUGUUCCUGACGAGCCCAUCUUUGCAGAAGAAGAAGUAAACUAUUAUGGUCAAAUAAUUGCUGGAAUAGUUUGCAAAACUAUUGAAGCAGGGGAGCUAGCUGCUGAUAAAUUCAUCAUUGAAUAUGAAGACCUUGAAGCCAUUUUAUCCAUCCCCAAGGCUGUCGAAUUGAACAGUAAGCUGUUACAAGAUCAAACCUUGAAGAGAAAACAGAAGAUAUCCACCUCCCAAACCAAGACUCAAAACAUCAAAGGAGGAUUAAAAAUGAGUGGUCAAGAGCAUUUCUACAUGGAGCCUCAUAGUUCCUUAGCCAUUCCAAUUGGGGAAAAGGAUGAGCUAUUGGUGUAUAACAGCACCCAGGAGCCGGAUAAUACUGCAUCAAAAUUGAGCUUGGCAACUGGAAUUCCAUGUCAUAAGAUUGAGGUGAAGUGUAAACGUGCCGGCGGCGGUUUUGGAGGAAAAGAAAGAAUGCACACCGCCAUCAUUGCUGCCUUGGCAGCAGUCAAGUUUGGUUGCUCAAUCAGGCUCGUCUUUACUCGAAAAGUCGACAUGGAAGUAACCGGACAUCGUCACGAGCUCAAAGUGGAUUAUGAUAUGGAUGUUGAUGAGUCUGGAAAGAUCCAAAGAGUGAAGUUUGACAGCGCAAUUAACGGAGGAGCUACUUUGGACCUUAGUAGUGUGUGGGCUCAACUUCUUACUCUUAGGAUUGAUGGUGGAUACACACUCUUGGACUUUGAUAUGAAUUCGAUGAUUUGCAAGACGAACACUUCAUCGAAUACGGCUUACCGUGGAUUUGGAGGACCUGAGGGAACAUUGGCCAUAGAAAACGCCAUAGAAAAGAUUGCAUGGCAACUCAACUUGACUCCAGAAGAGGUCCGAUGGAAGAACUUGACAAGAGAUGGCGAUUUACUCCAUCAAAGUGAUGGUAAAAUCGAGGGAUGUACUUUGGAACAAUGUUGGAACGAAUGUAACAAUGUUUUCCAAUCGGAAAAAGCACUUGUGGAAGAGUUUAAUCGAAGAUCAAAAACUGUUAAACGAGGGAUUUCCAUGGUCCCCAUCAAGUUUGAUACUACCAUGGGAACAAAAACCGGUCAACAAGGCAUUGCUUAUAUUCGAAUUUUCAAGGACGGGUCCAUCCUGUUGUCCCAUGGAGGUGUGGAAAUGGGCCAAGGUCUUCACACCAAGAUGAUCCAAGUGGCGAGCAAAGCUUUAGAUGUACCAUUUGAGAAGAUUCAUAUUAAGGAGACGUCUAGUGAUGCAGCUCCUAACGCAAUUCCUACUGGGGGCUCAACAGGUGCUGAUUUGAACGGACCAGCGGUUAUCCAGGCCUGUGAAACCCUAAGAGAACGCCUCCGACCAUUCCAAGAAACUAAUCCUGAAGGUUCUUGGGAGGAUCAUGUCAUGAAAGCAUUCACAGAAAAGGUUUGCUUGGCCGCAGUCGGAUAUUUUGAUCAAUCCAAGGUCAAUUUCGAUUUUGCCACGAACACGGGCUCCUUCUCAGACUACAAGGUUUAUGGUGUUGGUAUGGUGGUGAGCGAGGUGAACAUGCAAACAGGGAGGGUGAUUGUUUUAGCCACGAGCAUUUUCAUGGAUUGUGGGAAAUCUCUGAACCCUGCCAUUGACAUUGGGCAAAUUGAAGGAGGUUUUGUUCAAGGUUUGGGCUAUGUUACAACAGAGCAAUUGCUGAUGGAUCCAAAGAGCGGCCAACUGCUAACUACUGGUCCAGGAACCUAUAAGAUUCCAACCGUGGCAGACACUCCUCUACGGAUGGACGUCAAAUUGAUAACGAAUCGAACCGGUGGUCCAACCAGCUUUGUGUACUCUUCAAAAGGCGUUGGAGAACCUCCGCUUCUAUUGGGAUGUGCAGGCACCUAUUGCUCUAUCAGGGGUGCCAUUGCGUCUUACAGGAGGGACAAUGGAAAUAUGGAUUGGUUUGACCUACCAGUCCCGGUGACGCCCGACAGAGUAAGGAUGGCUUCAGAAGAUCCCAUUUUGAAGAAGAUUGUGUCUACCUUGCCACAGAUACCGGACGAAGAAAAAUAUGGUAUUGAAAUGUAAUAUCGUUUGAGGCCAAUGAUUUGCCAAUAUCGUGGGACGAUCAAUGAAGUUAUGUGCAUGUUAUACAGUACAUCAAAUAUAUUUCAACAAUUAAUGAUUAA